AGAGCCUUCCAGUUCCCCAUGGGGAGAUCAGUCCUGGGAGAGGCUGAGGAGCAGAGAGGCAGCAAGGGACUCGCUGGGUGGACGGGCAGAACUGACUGGAGACUGGACAGGGAGAAGGGGCUUCUGGCUGGCAGGAAGCCGUUUUCAGCGGGUGAAGCAGGCCGUGAGGGUCCCGUACAAGAGGGACGGCAACCCACCUCGCCCUACAGAUCCCGAAUCAAGGCUGCCCCACGUGGAGGAGCCACCCCUAGGUCAGAAAUAUGGGGGAAAUGGAACAGAUGAAGCAGGAGGCUGAGCAGCUGAAGAAGCAGAUUGCGGAUGCCCGGAAAGCCUGUGCAGACACAACGCUUGCUCAGAUUGUGUCUGGAGUAGAGGUCGUUGGCCGCAUUCAGAUGCGGACCCGAAGGACCCUGCGUGGGCACCUGGCCAAGAUCUAUGCCAUGCACUGGUCCACAGACUCCAAACUUCUGGUCAGUGCCUCACAAGAUGGGAAGCUGAUUGUGUGGGACACAUACACAACAAACAAGGUACAUGCCAUCCCUUUGCGUUCUUCCUGGGUCAUGACCUGUGCCUAUGCACCCUCAGGCAAUUUUGUGGCCUGUGGGGGCCUUGACAACAUGUGCUCCAUCUACAACCUCAAGACUCGUGAAGGCAAUGUCAAAGUGAGCAGGGAGCUCUCAGCCCAUACAGGUUACCUCUCCUGCUGCCGAUUUCUUGAUGACAACAGUAUUGUGACUAGCUCUGGAGAUACCACAUGCGCACUCUGGGACAUUGAGACAGGGCAGCAGAAGACAGUGUUCCUGGGUCACACUGGAGACUGUAUGAGCUUGGCCGUCUCCCCAGACUUCAAACUCUUCAUUUCUGGGGCUUGUGAUGCUACUGCCAAACUGUGGGAUGUGCGGGAGGGCACCUGCCGUCAGACCUUCUUGGGGCAUGAGUCUGAUAUCAACGCCAUCUGCUUCUUCCCUAAUGGUGAAGCCAUCUGUACCGGCUCAGAUGAUGCCACCUGCCGUCUCUUUGACCUCCGGGCAGAUCAGGAGCUCAUAGUGUACUCUCACGAGAGCAUCAUCUGUGGAAUCACAUCAGUCGCCUUCUCCCGCAGUGGGCGCCUCGUGUUUGCUGGGUAUGAUGACUUCAACUGCAACAUCUGGGACUCUCUGAAAGCAGAGCGUGUGGGAAUCCUUUCUGGCCAUGACAACAGAGUGAGCUGCCUGGGGGUGACGGCAGAUGGCAUGGCUGUUGCCACUGGCUCCUGGGACAGCUUCCUCAAGAUUUGGAACUGAGGAUGGCAGCAGAGAGGGAAAGAGCAGGGGAAGCAUGGCACACAGCCCGAGGCCAUGCAAACAACAGAAAUGCCUACCUACCACUCCCGCUUGUCUCUAGACACAGGUCGCUAGUAGGGGUCUCCCAGAGCAAAAGGGAAAGGGGAGGCUGGGGAAGUGGAGCAGAGAGAGCUGGGGAGCAGCACACUCACUGGCCCUCCUCCGGCAGUUUCCAGCUUCAUGCAGGCCUGAAGACCUGCAAAAUACUGUUCUUUAUGUCUCAGGACGUUACAGUGCAGUUCAGACUCCUUGCAUCUUCAAACACCUCUACCCACAUUGACACUCAUCAUUCAGAGGACCUCUCAUGCAGCACCUUUGUCCCAGGCUAAGCUCCAUCCCUGAUUAAACUCUACCCAACUUCUCUGUGCAGCUGUCCUUUGUCACUGCAGACAGCCUCAGAGAUGUACUGGGUUUGAGAUUCCUAUUAUGCAACAUCAGGCAAAAAAGGAAGUGUAAAUUUGGCUCAUUUUCCAUUGGGAAAGACUUAGCUUAAGUCUUAUCUAUGCUUAAAUGGGAGAAAGUAGCCCUCAGACCUGCCAGAACACCAAGGAAUAUUAUAUUUAUUCUUAUGGUUUGCUUCCUGCUGUUCCUUCUCUUUUUGCCUCACUCCUGCAUUAUGUGGUGAUCCUGUCUAACCAGUAGCCAUCGACUCCUGUUCUGAAGUCUGUUAUAGAUCAUCAUAGCCCAAACUAAUAAAACAAGCUCACACAAACA
Molecule: messenger RNA, 2036 nt
Organism: Columba livia (rock pigeon)
Lineage: Eukaryota; Metazoa; Chordata; Aves; Columbiformes; Columbidae
Gene: GNB3
Product: G protein subunit beta 3
Exons: 10
Coding region: 261-1283 (340 amino acids)
Biological process (GO): G protein-coupled receptor signaling pathway
Cellular component (GO): cytoplasm; heterotrimeric G-protein complex
Molecular function (GO): protein binding; signaling receptor complex adaptor activity
Source: RefSeq, a predicted model, not a curated record